GCGGGUGACUCAGCCGCGAAGCUUUUCCUUAUAUAACGCGGCGUCGCGGCCGCGCCGGGCGAGCGCCCGAGCCCUCCCUGCCUCAGUUUCCCCUCGCCGAGCCGCCCCUGCCUCAGUUUCCCUGCCGCAGCCAUGUGGAUGGUGUCCCCGCCGGUCGAUGAAGGAUCUCCCCAGCUUUGGGACCGCGGCACAGGUGUUUUCCAGCCCCCGCAGAAGCUGUUCCUGAGCGCGGGCCGGGGCCGGGCGCUGGAGUUCAUCCGGAAGAAUGCGGCCAACGGGCUCUCGGUGGCCAACCUGGUAGCCGGUUUGUCCUCCGUCCUCUGCAGCCUCAACAGGCAAUACCAGUACUCGUGCUGGUUGCUGCUGGUGGGGUUCCUGCUGGAUCUGGCCGACGGAGCCGUGGCCCGGCAGCUCGACGCCUGCUCGGCGCUGGGUGCGAAACUAGACGAUUUUGCCGAUUUUACCACUUUCGGCUUGGCCACCGCGCUGCUGCUGCAGCCGCGCGGCGUCCUGGACGGGCUGCUGGCCGUCGCCUACGCGCUGGCCGUGUUCGCGCGCCUCUGCUUCUUCUCCAGCGGGAUCCCCUUCACCUACCGCGGGCUGCCCUGUCCCUACGCGUCCUCGCUGCUGGCGGGGACCUUCCUGCUGACGGGGGGGGACGUCACCGUGCUGCGCGUCACCGCCGCCGUCAUGGGCGUCUUCAUGCUGGACCGCGGCUCCUACCCCCACGACAAGGUGCUGGAGUCGCAGCUCUGGAAAAAAGUGGUUUACGCUGGAGGGGUGGUGACCGUGCUCUUCUCGCCGGCGGCGGUGGCUUCGGUUUACUGCGUCGCGUGGUCGACGUCCUACAUCGUCUUCCCCUUCGCCGUCUGGAGCUGCAAAUCCCCCUCCUCGCCGUCACCUAACGCCCAAUAAAGCCUUCAUCUUCCUCCUC
This is a messenger RNA of Columba livia (rock pigeon), 934 nucleotides long. RefSeq names its product transmembrane protein 269 (gene TMEM269). Gene Ontology annotation, molecular function: phosphotransferase activity, for other substituted phosphate groups. The transcript is spliced from 7 exons. The coding region runs from base 133 to 915 and encodes 260 amino acids. Lineage: Eukaryota; Metazoa; Chordata; Aves; Columbiformes; Columbidae. Gene Ontology annotation, biological process: phospholipid biosynthetic process. The record is from RefSeq and is a predicted model, not a curated record. Gene Ontology annotation, cellular component: membrane.